AUUCCCGGAAGAACCAAACCCUCUCUGUCUUUCUCUCUCAUUGCUUUUGACUCACGUUAAGUCAAGCCCUCUCUCUCUCUCUCGGUGCUAUCUAUCUUUUUCUUCUGGGCACAUCAAACCACGAAGGGUGGCUUCGUAAUCGAGAAGUGGCCUUGGAUGGUUUGAUAGAGUCACAGCAUACCCGGUAGCAUCGGAGAGAAGAAUAUAGAGUGCACCCCUCAGUAUUAUAAAACUGAAGUUGUGAUCGUGCUAGUGAGAGAUUACGAGUGAAAAUGAAGUCUACUUGUAGGGACGUUUUGUUGUUUGCACUGCUCUGCGUGGUUCUUUUUGGGUAUGCUACUGCUGAGUCUGGAGAAGAGGUUACGCAGAAGAUAAUAUCUGCUCCGCACAAGAAUGUGAGAACUAAUGUUAUUGAUGGCUCUGGUAGCGAGGAUACUUUAAGGUUUGAGGAUAUAAAUGAUGGGGUGGGUGAAGCAAAGAGCGGGAACAACAAAGUAUCAAUCUCCACCGUUGCAUUAUUUACGCUGGCAAUGGCUGCUGCCACUGGUUUAGGUGCACUGCCAUUCUUCUUUGUGGAGCUUGAUCCGCAAUGGGCUGGUCUGUGCAACGGAAUGGCUGCUGGUGUCAUGUUGGCUGCAAGCUUUGAUCUUAUACAGGAAGGGCAAGGUCAUGGAGCAGGCAACUGGGUGGUCUUUGGGAUAUUAGCUGGGGGAGUUUUUAUCUUGCUUUGCAAGAAGUUUCUCGAACAAUACGGAGAAGUUAGUAUGUUGGAUAUUAAAGGUGCAGAUGCAACUAAAGUAGUUCUUGUGAUUGGAAUAAUGACUCUUCAUUCAUUUGGGGAAGGCUCUGGUGUUGGGGUUUCCUUUGCUGGUUCAAAAGGUUUCUCUCAGGGCCUUUUGGUAACUUUGGCUAUUGCUGUCCACAACAUACCAGAAGGGCUAGCUGUAAGUAUGGUGCUCGCAUCAAGGGGUGUUUCUCCACAGAAUGCCAUGUUGUGGAGUGUAAUUACUUCAUUACCACAGCCCCUUGUAGCAGUUCCUUCAUUCAUGUGUGCUGAUGCGUUUAGCAAGUUCCUUCCUUUCUGUACGGGCUUCGCCGCUGGAUGUAUGAUCUGGAUGGUUGUUGCAGAGGUGCUUCCUGAUGCAUUUAAGGAAGCAUCUCCAUCACAAGUUGCAUCUGCAGCUACUCUCUCUGUUGCAUUCAUGGAAGCACUUAGCACUGUUUUUCAGAGUUUCAGCCAUGACUACAACUCAGAGGAUGCCUCUGGCUUCUUUGUUUCAUUGCUAUUUGGUCUUGGGCCAUUGCUUGGUGGUAUGGUCCUUGUUGCAUUCGCACUUUCUUUCCAUUUCCAGCAUGCUCUUCUCAUGGGUGCAGCAUCUGGCAUUGCCUUUGUCCUUGGUGCCUGGCGACCAUCGCAGCUACUUUUCUCUUCAAAGAUGGGAUUUCUUCCGCUGAUGUUGUUGCUUGCCUUGGGAGCUGCAUCUGUCCAUACUUUGAGUUCUAGUAUUUUGAAGCUUGCAGGCCGCAAAAAGACUUCUCUUCAUAAUUUGCCAACAGUAACUGGUUUUCCAGUGAGUGUUCACACCCUCCAGUCGUUCUUGGCAUGUGGAGCAGUUGCUCUUCAUGCUUUGGCUGAAGGGCUUGCACUAGGGGUUGCUGCUCCAAAAGCGUAUGGACUUGGUCGGCACAUGGUUCUUCCUGUCUCCCUCCACGGACUCCCUCGGGGUGCAGCUGUGGCUAGCUGCAUCUUCGGGGCUACAGAUAACUGGCAGGGGUCCCUUGCCGCAGCUGCUCUAAUUGGAUUCAUGGGUCCAAUAUCUGCAAUUGGAGCAAUACUGGCAGGAAUUGACUAUAGCGGUCUAGACCAUGUCAUGGUGUUUGCUUGUGGGGGACUGCUCCCAAGUUUUGGAAUGGUAGUAAGGAGAGCUGGGAGGUUGGAUAUGCGAAAAAGCAGUUGUGGACUAGUGAUAGGUGUGGUUCUUGCAACUUUGUGUUUGACUUGCACCAAGUUGGUUUGCUUGCACACACCUUAUUGCAAUUCUGCACCAGAGGCCGUCAGAUAGUGUUGCUAGUGCUGCAGCUCAACCGUGUAAUUGCUUAGAUUGCACUUGUGCUCGCGUAACCAUGCCCUGAAAAGAUUUGUAAAGAUAUUGCCUUAACGUACGUGUUGGGAGUAAUUGACAUGAAGGACUCAUAACGAGUGUUGGGAGUGGUUGACAUGGAGGAUUCAUCAGGAGCAUACAUCACCUUUUGCGUAGAAUAGAGAACGGAGCUUGGCUGUCAGAUUGUUGUAAAACAAUAGAAAAUAAUGUUAUAUAUUAUGAGAGAUGAGGAAUUGAGUUUGUAUC
This is a messenger RNA of Argentina anserina (silverweed cinquefoil), 2348 nucleotides long. RefSeq names its product putative zinc transporter At3g08650. Gene Ontology annotation, biological process: zinc ion transmembrane transport. The transcript has 6 exons. The record is from RefSeq and is a predicted model, not a curated record. The coding region runs from base 273 to 2063 and encodes 596 amino acids. NCBI's taxonomy places the organism in Eukaryota, Viridiplantae, Streptophyta, Magnoliopsida, Rosales, Rosaceae. Gene Ontology annotation, molecular function: zinc ion transmembrane transporter activity. Gene Ontology annotation, cellular component: membrane.